AUGUCCUCAAUAUAUUUACAAAACACCGUCAAACCCACGAUGAAUGCGUUGUGGUGUUUACUUGUGAUGUUAUUGAUUGGUGUGUCCUCUAAAACGUGCGAAGCCGGGUAUUUCCAAAGUGGAGUUGAUUGUGUAGAGUGUAAAAAUGGCUAUUAUUCUGUUGGAGGGACUGUUCUCAACUGCACAAAAUGUGACGAAUUGUGUGCGACCUGCGAUAAAACAAAUGGGAAUUGCACAAGUUGUGUUGGUGGGUGUAGUUUCAAUGGUCGUAGCUGCUUGUUGUGUCCAGCUGGGUAUUCCUCACAUGGGGGAACAAGUACAUGCACAGUGUGUCAUAGUGGUUAUUACUCGUUUGGUGGUGCUUCUGUGUGUUCAAGUUGUGAUUCUACAUGUGGUAGUUGUGAUAGAACAAAUGGCAACUGCACAACAUGUAAUUCUGGUUAUAUAUUGACGGAUGGCAAAUGCACACCAUGUCGGGCAGGGACGUAUCCAAGUGGCGACAUGUGUGUGGAGUGUCCAACUAACUAUUACUCAUCAAGCGGUUCCGCUUCAUGUAGAAAGUGUGACACGACGUGUGUGACAUGCAAUUCAACGAAUGGGUAUUGCACAUCGUGUCAAAUUGGAUAUGCCACCAACAACAAAGUGUGUACAAUGUGUGCGGUCGGGUAUUACGAGCACAAUAACGCAUGCAAACAAUGUGAGAAUGGGACGCAUUCAUCGACAGGUGGGAGUACUGCGUGCACGCCGUGUCAGGGCGGGUAUUACAGUCUGAUUGGGUAUUCCGAGUGUGUACAUUGUGCUGAUGCCAGUGUGUUGGCUGUGAAAGGUGGGCAAUAUGCAAAUGCAGCAACUAACGGCUGCAAGUUGUGUGCUGCUGGAACGUAUUCAGAGCAUAAUGCAACUUCGUGCACAAGUUGUGGUGAUGAUACGUAUUCCAAAGAAGGUGCCACCAGAUGUAAGGCAUGUUUAUCUGUUUGCAACACCUGUGACAAAACAACUGGUGAGUGUCUGACGUGCUAUUCAGGGUAUCAACUGAACGCCUCACAGAGCUGUGAGAUAUGCCAACGUGGCACACACUCAUAUGGCACAAAAUGUGAUGAUUGUGAAGAGAUGAAAUACCAAAGUGAAGAGGGGCAGUCUGUCUGUCUUGCAUGCAGCACAAACUGCUAUAUUGAUGGAAGUUGUACAUUGUGUCAUGAUGGCUACUAUUCCACAGGCGGGACUGGCAGUUGCAAACCGUGUCCAGUUAUUUGUGAUAAUUGCAUCAGAGAGAGUGGCGUGUGCUCGUCGUGUUCAUCUGGUUUUAAGAAAGUUGGAGGUGAAUGUACAUCGUGUGCAUCAAAUGGGAAUUGCAAUACGUGUGAUUCAGACGAAAAUGAGAGCAACAGGGUGUGUGUUGAAUGCGCAGAGAAUUACUAUUUAAAUGAUGAAGACAACAGUUGCAACUUGUGCAACACAAUUGAUCCCAAUUGUGUGAAAUGUUCACGAAAUGCAAAAGUGUGUGUUGCUUGCAAAGACGACUUUGUGACAGAUGGCACUUCGUGUUACAAGUGUGGUGCAAGCGAAGUCAAAAUCGACACACAGAGCUGCAUGAAGUGUUAUGACGCCAUCAACAACUGCAACAACUGCACUUUCAACAACACCAACUUUGUGUGUGUUGGAUGUUUUGCGCCAUAUGUGGUGUCAACUAACAGCAAGUCGUGUGUGUUGGGUUACACUGAGGGUACUUAUUACAACUACGACAUAAAGAAAUCAAUAUUGAAUUAUGAUAAUUGUGUGAAACAGGUGAACACAACGUGCAUACAAUGUAAAAACACUCUGCUUGUCAAUGGGAGUUGCAUUGAUGUUGAGAGUAACUGUGUAAGACACUCGACAACGACGUGUGAUGUGUGUGCGACAGAAACCAUCACAACAGCAAACUGUGGAGAAACAGCAGACAACUGCAAAUACACAAAAGUUGUGAGUGGCGUUGGUGAGUGUCUCCAAUGCAAAAGUGACGAGUUGUGUGGACUGCAACAGCAGCACUGCGCAAUAUCAAACAACUCAUUUUGUUAUUUGGCAGCAAUUGGAUAUUUUUCAACAAUAAAUGGAAUUUUGGAGUGUAUGAGUGGCAGUCUUUGUAUUCAAAUCAAUCAAAAUGAAAUUGAUUAUAAGUGUGCAAAUCCAUAUGUGUUUGAUAGCAAUUACAAAUGUCAUGCCGAUGUCAAAUGCAACACAAGAAAGUCGAGUGAUUGUGUUGGAUGCAUCACAAAUCACCACAUUGAAGACCACACGUGCACACAAAACACAAUUGCAAACUGUGAAAUCCAAAACAAAGACAUUUGCAUCAAAUAUGAUGCAACAACAAUCACAUCAGAUGGGAAGUGUUACCCAACUGACAAUUUGGACUGUGCUGUGUUUGAUGGCGUCUGCAAGAAGUGUGCAGCAGACAAGUACAAAACACUUGAGAGGUGUGAGUUGAUUGAGACACAUUUCCCGUCAUGUCAGUCAGUUGUUGGCGAACACUGCGCUGAGUGUCAAACCAAGCACAAUUUGAUCAACGGCAUUUGUGUGACAAAUACACUACAAAACACAGCAAAAACUUAUUUCAAAUCAAUUUCAAAUCAAUUGCAAAACACACAACAAACAAAUGAUAUUAACAACAACACCAAAACAACACCAAAAGCAGACCAAAACGAUGAGUCGAAUUGCAUUGAAAAGAGUUCAAAAGGGUGUUUGCGAUGUGGUGACACGCAUUACAUCCAAAACGGCGUUUGUGUGAAGUGCGAGUACCCCUGCACACACUGCUCCAAUCUGACAUUCUGCACAAAGUGUGACCAAUACUCGUAUCCAAACACAAAUGGGGAUUGCACAACACUUGGAGAAAUCAUCACAACAUGUCUGGCAAUGAUGCCAAAUUACGAUGGAUGCGCUAUUUGCAAAGAUGGAUACAAACGAUCCACCGAUGGCAAAAGUUGUGACAAAUGCGAUGAGUCGUGUGCAAAAUGUGAUGUCUUUGGCAACUGCAUUGACUGCAACAACACAUUCUAUCGCAUUGAUACAAGCAAUAAAUACUGCAGACCACAAAGUGAGUUAAUUGGGUGUCUCAACACAAGCACUUAUGGCUGCUUGAUAUGUGGCGAUGGGUACUAUUUACACACAAAUGUGUGUGAUAAGUGUGAUGACAACUGCACACUCUGCACAUCACUGAAUGAGUGCACAAGUUGUCUUGCAACACACAUUUUAGUCGACUCACAGUGUGUCCAUUUCUCAACUGUUUCAAAUUGUGUUUCUGCAUCAAACAACAAGUGCACGCAAUGUGCUGACAAUUUCAAAGUCAAUCCAGAAGGCACUCAAUGCGAUAAAACGACAAAUUAUGGUUUGGUCGUCGUACUUCCUGUUGUCAUGACAUUAGUAUACUUGGAAACAACAUUCUGA
This is a messenger RNA of Entamoeba invadens IP1, 3417 nucleotides long. RefSeq lists its product as hypothetical. The transcript is spliced from 4 exons. Bases 1 to 3417 code for a protein of 1138 amino acids. NCBI's taxonomy places the organism in Eukaryota, Evosea, Mastigamoebida, Endamoebidae. The record is from RefSeq and is a predicted model, not a curated record.